Molecule: messenger RNA, 2739 nt
Organism: Darwinula stevensoni
Lineage: Eukaryota; Metazoa; Arthropoda; Ostracoda; Podocopida; Darwinulidae
Source: the annotation of a GenBank genome assembly
AUGGAAUCACGACGCAGCUGGGCCGGGCAAGACAUAGAAUCCUGUGCUCUUGUGUUCAAAGAGACAUUGAAAAUUGAAGAGCGAGGAGUACCUGAAGGUCAGGAAGAUCCUCCUGUGGUCAAGUCCACUUUGAAUUUAAGGAACUCUGUGGGUCAAUCCUGGCCCAACCUCUUCAGAGCUAUUAGCGAACGUGAUCUCCGCCUGGCCAAAAGAGAAGUCUUUCAACAUGGAGAUGAAGGACUCACCAGUGCCCUAGUCAGUUAUAUUUCCUGGAAAAUUCAGCCACUCAUAUCAUUCUUUUCUCUUCUCACAACUUCCCGACUAGCUGGUCUUUCUCAGGAAAUGGGAGAAGAAGAACCCUUGCACAUUCAACUGGUGAUACGUUGGGUGAGGAUUCAUUCAUUGGAUGAGGAUGGAGACAUCAUCAAGGAGGGGCCAAUGUAUAUCAGACUUCCAUCCACCCCCAUUAUUGAACCGUGGCCUCUUGCCUAUUUGGAAAUACGCCAUGGACACUUGGUCAUAAGCCAGAAUGCAAGGCAUACACCAUUGUAUUCCCUUUCCCUUUCACACAUCAAUGAUGUUCAUGCCUCAGAUGAAGGGAUUCUGAAGUUGAAGACAUCACUGGGUGUUCUGAGUCUGUCUCCCUAUUGUGAGCCUCAGUCUGAUGCUGGCUCUCAUGUGGCUGAGUGGCUUCAGGCAUUCCAGUCAUGUUUGAACCAGGAAUCCUCAGAGGAAAAACAGAAGCUUAUGGAGAAAGGGCAGGAUGAAGGUUCUGCUUUACUGCUUGUGUAUCCUUCCUUGCUUGUCAUGACCUCUGCCAUUCCACCAUGGAAGACCUUGGCUCGAAACAAGAUAAUUCUUCUUGAGAAAAUCUCAGUUUCUCGCACAUCUGACCCCCUUUGCUGUACUUUGGUAUGGGCUGGAGAAGAGAUUAAUGAAGAAAGCAAUGGUGGAGAUUGGGUUCUCCAUCUCCCAUCAAGUAGUGCCUUACAGAACCUUUUAGCAACCCUUCCACAUCUCCAUGAUUCAUUCGAGAAGUCAAUGGAGGACAAGGGUUCACUGUGAUUCUAACAUGCUGGUGGCUACAUGAGCAGAGACAUUAGUUUUACAGGUAUGGUGUGUUUUACAAUAGCAGUUUUGCCAAGUUGUGAUAAUGUGUACUCCUGCCUCAGGAGCAUCCUCUUUUGUGAAUUUCACCAAAUUUUUUAAUUAUAAAUUUACUUAUUGUAAGCCAAGUUUAAGUUCACUCAGUGCAGCAUUGUCUUGGUUGCUUUUUUGUGAUGUUAUCCUCUCUUUUUAUCAGGUGGAUAGGAUGGAGUUCCCAUCAUAUGAUUGGCCUUACCCUAACUGUGCAUGUUAUGGGCUUCUUUAGGUUUCAGCAGAGGGAUAUCCAAUAUUUUAUAGUUAAUGGGCCAAUGUAAGAAUGGCCAGAACCACUUGAUGUGGAUAUGUGCAAUUUUUUUUUGCCUUACCUGACCUUUUUAGAUCCCUGGUCCAAUAUGUUGGUCAUUUUCCCAUGAAUUUUCAGCAGUUAUCUGUAACAUUUUUACAGACUUGCUGCAUGCCUUAUUAACACAAGUAUACAUGGGAAUUAAAAAAAAUUAAAUUUGACUGAAUAUUUGGAGCUAUGAGAUUAGGAACAUUAUAUGAUAUCAUAACAACCACCAAAGAGGUUCUGUUGAGGAUAAUUAGGUUUUCUUCAUAGUUUGCGAUAGCUGAGAAAUAUCCCUCAUGGAAGGCAUAGUCAAAAACAAAAGCACACACCAGUAUGCCUGUGGAAAUGUAAUACCAAAGCAGAUCAGGAAUUUGAUUAAUUAAAAAUUUUUUAUUUAAAAUUAUUUUCCAAAUAUACAUUUAAAAACAUGAAUAUUUUGAAUAUGAUUUUACAAAUAUUUUAUUUCAUCUUUAAAUCUGCAGUUUUUUUUUAUUUUAUUAAUUAUUUUCCUUGGAAAUUUUUUUUCUUAUCUGCUUAGACAAAGUAUAAUACCUGCACAAUAUAGCAGAUCCAAAAUCCACUCCAUAUUGAUCAGGAAUCUGAAGAGGUUAAAGCCCUGAUACACUUGGUGAGUACCUGCUAUGAAGUUGAAAUUUUACAAACUUGCUGCUGGGUCUUGGUAGUAAGAUCCAGAGGUUUGGAUCUUUUCAACUUUUCAACCUUUUUAACUCCUUUCAUGAAAGUUGAAAAUAACAAUUUAAUGCAUAAGUUCAUGAUGAGAUGAAAAUGAGAUACUCCAUUAUCCGGAAGUGGAGGAGAUGGGGUUGGAAGAAUGCCUUUUGAAGAGAACAACUAUGGGAUACACAAUGUUUUUGCUGUCACACAUAAGAGAAUCUAUCCCCAACCUUGGGACUGUCUGUCAAGCAAGUGAUGCAGCAUGACUGAAUACUGUAAAGGCCUCUCUCUAUAACCAUUGCUUUCAAGGCAACAUUCAAUGGUUGGGGGUGCCAUUAAUGUAUGGCUGCCAUUUUGGGGCAAGUAUAUUCCAAGUCCUUGCUAGCAAGGAUUUAUUUAAUGUAACCCCACACUUGCCAAUUUGUUAGCAUGAAUCUGCCAAGUGUAUCUGGGCCUUUAGUUUUGUAUGACUCUUUCUGCCACAGAUUCUUUUGAUGUAAUCUGUUUUGAAAAUGAUCUAUCAAGUGCUCAGCCUAGAAGUUUUUCUGAUCUGUGAUUUCCAAGGUAUUUAUAUUGCAAUGAAUGGUGCAAAUACUUUGGCACAAUAAAAAGUUGUCUUCCAUUAUUAA